Hibiscus syriacus is the source of this 890-nucleotide messenger RNA. Its product is annotated as CXXC motif containing zinc binding protein-like. The transcript is spliced from 4 exons. Lineage: Eukaryota; Viridiplantae; Streptophyta; Magnoliopsida; Malvales; Malvaceae. Bases 115 to 615 code for a protein of 166 amino acids. Gene Ontology annotation, molecular function: zinc ion binding. The record is from RefSeq and is a predicted model, not a curated record.
CAAACAAUUGCAAACGAUUAUCUUCCACAGGGCCAUUUCAUUUCAUCAGAUCCAGCGCAAGGUGAGAGUGAGUGAAAGAGAGGGCUUUGGUUCCACGCUGCUAAUUAAGCCAAAAUGGUGAACUUCAUGCUCAAGAUCGCUGCCGACCUCGAAAACCUUACUAACCUCCAGCCUCAGGGCGGCUGUGACGAUCCCUCCUUUCCAUAUCUCUUCAAGCUGAAAUGUGGUAGGUGUGGAGAGUUGAGUCAGAAGGAAACAUGUGUGAGUUUGGGUGACACUGUUUCUCUUCUACAAGGCAAGGGAACAACCAAUCUUGUUCAGAAGUGCAAGUUUUGUAUGAGGGAAGGAACUGUGACAAUGAUCCCAGGCAAAGGUCGGCCACUGACUCAGGAAGACUGUGAAGAAGGAAAAUUUGCACCUUUGAUGCUUUUUGACUGCAGGGGUUAUGAACCAGUAGGUUUUGUAUUUGGUGGUGACUGGAAGGCUGAAUCUCUGGAAGGAACUAAAUUUGAAGGUAUUGACUUGUCCGGAGACGAGUUUGCUGAAUACGAUGAGAAGGGAGAGUGCCCCGUGAUGAUCUCCAACCUCCGUUCUACUUUUGAACCGGUGAAGUAGAGUAAUUAAACUCUCUUGCCUUCCACAUGUUUUAGUAAAUAAAACUUACAGUUCAUUGUGACCGAGGUAGAAACAAUUGACUGCAUUACAUGUAGGCAUUAAGCUAUAUCCUAAGGUGGUUUGAUGUGAAACGUUCAGUUUGGUGCAUGCCAAUAGAUGCAUUGGCAAUGUUUUCAUUUUGGUGGAUGCCAAUAGAUGCAUUGGCAAUGAUUCAUAUGGUUUUCUUGGUUUUUAGAAAUAUUACACUCGAUGCAGUAGCUACCGAUCGUUUUCUC